This is a messenger RNA of Coffea arabica (coffee), 3640 nucleotides long. RefSeq lists its product as uncharacterized. The record is from RefSeq and is a predicted model, not a curated record. Lineage: Eukaryota; Viridiplantae; Streptophyta; Magnoliopsida; Gentianales; Rubiaceae.
UCCAAACAAGCUCGAAGCAUUGGCUGGCAAACGUAACUGGCCGUCCUACCCCCAAAGCUCCUCCUCCCUAUUCAUCUGCUUCUACAAAAACCCUAAAUUUUCCCUCCAAAUCCUAAUUCCUUUUGAGCCAAUCAGAUCGCAACCUUUCUUUUCUGUUGGAAUAAUCAGCCAUUGUUAUUUCCUCCGAUUUUGAAUCCUCCCCAGCCAUGGGAACAAGUGGACCGGGCUAUUAAAAGUCUUGAUUAAUUGUUGCAGCGGGCCUGACCCCGAGCAAAGAAGAAGAAAAUGAUGACAUGGUGGCUGGAAACGAGGACUACUGAAAGGUUGCCGUUGAGUUCUUUCCUGACAGCGUCAUUUCAGACAUGCAUAAAGAGGUCUUGAAGAGUAUUCCUAUAGGUGGUAGGGAUGGUGGUUCAGCCAGGAAAGAAGUCAUUGGGAUUGUGAUCGGCGUUUAUGCACUUGAUGCCAAUUCCAUGGUCUGGAAGAACUCUCUCACUUGCGCUGUCUGAUCCUUUAGCACCAUGAUUAUAAGAUCAACUGCCACUGUCAACCAUCUCAACAAGCCAGGUCCAUCUCCUCUCAUUUCCAACGCAAACCGGUCAUGUGUUUGGUCCAGUUCAUAGUCUUUGUUGACCUGGGCCAAGAAUCGGUCAAAAUUGUAAAAAUCGUAAAACCCGUUAAAACCGGUUCAACCUGUGAACCACGGUUCUCCAACUUUUGACCGAAUUUUCAAAUUUAACCUCAAUUAUCUAAAGUUUAAACCUAAUCUUCACUUCUUCAGUUCACUCUUCAGUCGUCAGCCUUCACGACACUCUUCGCUUCGCCGCUUCAACUCAAUUCAUUUGUUUCGAUUCUCAUUUCUCAGCUGCUACCCAUCAAUUCAUCAACAGCUUUAGGGACAUCACGAUUCUCAGCUAGGUUUAGGGACAUCAAUUCACCAAUUCAUCUCAGCUGCUACCUUCACGAUUCUCAAUUCAUCUCAGCUGCUACCUUCACGAUUCUCAUUUAAGAUUUACUAUUGCACUCCUGAAAGGCCUCAAGCUUAUACCAGUCUUUGACCUGUGCGGUCGCAUGCCCACCCACAGAACUCACAAACGAGAAAGCUAAGGCGCAGCUGGUUAGGUUACGAUGGAGAAUUCUAUGAAUCUACUAUUACAAACUACAAAACAAGAUAAUCUUCUCAAGCUCAAAAGAAGGUUGUUGAUGGAUUUGCCUCUGUCUGGGUUGGAGAAAAAGCUACACAAGGAAUUGAAUCAUCUGGAAGACAUGUUUACACCUGAAACAUUGAUUAGAGAAGAUGAUGUAUACUAUGACAAUGUCAGGUCCUUCGUCGAAAGGGGUUUUGGAGUUCAAAGCUUGGUAAAAAAUCAGGAAGUUAAAAAGGAUGGGCCAUCCUUUGAUUCACAGUAUCUAUUGAACAAUCUGUCAUCCCUGCUUGAUAAAAUGACAAACAACGGAUUGUGUUGUCUUGCUGGCUUGCUGACAGAGGGCUCGAUUGAGUUUGAAAAAACUAGGUGGAAAAUGAGAAAGUUAAUCAAAGAAUACCUUCCCACAUUUCUUAACAAGGAAAACCAUAAUGUUGAAAUGAGAAUGAAUCAGAUUUUCAUUCUUCUCAAUAAUCCUCAGUAUAUCCUGGGGUUGGAUAGGGUACCAACUGAUUAUCAAACUGCUGCUGCUAGUGUGUUAGAUGGACUUGAGGAGUUGCCUCUUAAGACGCUAAAUGCAAUGCACAGGAAGCUUAGAGGUCAAAGUGGGUACAUUCCUGAGUUAGGUCCCUGUAAACAUCAGGUGAAACAUGUCUUGAUAGAUACUGUUAGGAAACGUUGUAUGAAGAUGCUAUCAGAACUGCGUGAAGGGGAAGAGUUACAGGAACCUCUGGUCAAAGCUCUGGCAGUUGCAGGCUUAACGCUAAAAUUGAUACUUUGCCGCCCCUCUGUAGUUGAAUUUCGAACAUUUGCACCUCAUAUAGAAUCCCUACAGAAUGAUAUUGCAAGGGCUAUUUGUCUUCUUAAUUCUGGAAACAGUGUGGUCGUUGCUGAAAUUGAAGCAUUGCAUGAAAUCUUGCAUCAGUGGGCAGACUCUAAAGUUGAGAAUUCAAAGCAAUGGUCGUGCUUGACUAUAAGGAAUCUUUUCAUGGAUUUUCUUUUUGAGUGUGAUGAUAUGGAAAUUAUUCCAGAAUGUUUAGUGCAGGCAGUUUACUACAUUAACAAAAGAUUCUGUAAUCCAGCUUGUAGGAGCACCUCAAAGGAUGAAGUGGAACAGGAGGUGGAAUUUUUAUUAUGCUUGAGUGCUGAGACAAAGCAGGUUGUCUGGAACCUUCUACCUGGACAAGAAGUUGAUCAAGAUUUUGCUAACGCCUACAUGGAGGUAUUAGAGGAAAGUGAUGAUGACGAGGAUGAGAAAGGGAUUGAUCUUCCUCAAAGUUCUAAAUCAAGUUUUGAUGAUUUUAAGGACUUAACAGAGUGUUUUGGUGAAACCAACCCCCUUGAUAUUGAUUCGCCCAUCUCUUCAGGUAAUGGAGAUGGCAGGGCUUCACUUAUUUCACCCACGAGUAAGUUAAAUAGUAGAAUGGAAUCCGUGCAUUUUGCGAGGGAUAUGUUUGAGCCCAAUGAUUCUGUCUAUUGCUCUUCUGUUUCACAAUCAAAAAUGUUAGACAACAUAGAAAGCUCUAAUGGAAAUGAGCGCCAGUUGGCAAGUUUGUUAAAGCUUGAACCAACUGAUUUGCAUCCUUUUUGCUCUACAGUCAAUCAAUGUGGAUCUUCUUCACCUCUCUCUGCUGGCAGAAGAGAAAGUGGCCAUGAUCUAAAGACAGACAAAAUUGUGAAUAACAAUGCAAGAAAUGGAGAUUCCCUGCAUUAUAGCUCUCCACUGGGAGAGAGAGGUAUAUUGCACCACAAGCAAUGUAAAGGUGUAAAUAAGUACCUUUCUAUACAGACAGCUUGUGAUGAGACAAGUAUGGCCAUCUACAGUAUUAUUGGUGGCAUGUUAGAUGAGUUUGCACAAGCACAACACCUGAACCUAGGCAAGCAUCACUUGACAUAUCUUCAAAACCGUGAAUCAGUACCUAAUGACUCCAAAGGUAUGAAGCGUGCUAGGCCUGCAUGCUUGCGUUGAGUAAUGGAUGUAAAAUAGUAGGCCGCCACAGCAAUUUAUUCAGGUUCAUGAGAAGGUUGGACUUUCGCAAACUUCAUAUGCAGGUCAAUUUGUGAGAAAAGCAAAAAAUGGAGAGCAAAAGAAAGGAAUGAGCACAUCCUUAGACACUGCAAACCUCGUGUUGUCAUCCACCGUAGAUGAGUUUGCAAUUGAGGAUACUCGAAUCUGGGACAACAGAGACAGAGAUACAUCAUUAACCAUUGCAACCAUUGCAUAUCUUGCGCUGUCCAAAUUUUCCUGGAUGGAGGCAGUAUUUAGCUUUUGGUGUUUGUGCUUUAUGGUGUUUUCUAGAGCAUAUUUCAUCGGGAUUGGAGAUCCAAUUCAUGGUAAAUGUCAAAGACGGUUUACACUUGCCAUCCUGGUGUUUGUGCUUAGAGAGUUCUGAAUUCAAUAAAGCUUAGUUGUCAUUAGUGAGUCUUUCUUGGGGAAGAAAUCACCAUACAAUUACUAACCUAUUCUGAUUCAAUCCUACACCAGCCAGUUCGUA